Dichotomopilus funicola is the source of this 1575-nucleotide messenger RNA. RefSeq lists its product as uncharacterized. Lineage: Eukaryota; Fungi; Ascomycota; Sordariomycetes; Sordariales; Chaetomiaceae. Gene Ontology annotation, molecular function: protein binding. The record is from RefSeq and is a predicted model, not a curated record. The transcript has 6 exons. Bases 1 to 1575 code for a protein of 524 amino acids.
AUGUCACUAAAACAGGAAAUCGAGACAUGGGUCGAAGCCCUCAAGUUCUACGACAACAAUGAAUUCGACGAGGCGCUUCAAUCCUUUGAUAGGGUCUCGGACACCUCCAAGAUCCUUUUCAACAUGGGUGUGAUCAACGCGACCCUCGGCCAGCACGAACAAGCGGUCGAGUGUUACCAACGCGCGAUUAAGCUUGACCAGUAUCUCGCCGUGGCAUAUUUCCAACAGGGAGUCUCGAAUUUCCUCCUCGGCGAUUUCGAAGAAGCAUUGGCGAACUUCAAUGACACACUUCUGUACCUCCGCGGCAACACUCUCAUCGACUACUCCCAGCUUGGGUUGCUGUUCAAGCUCUACUCGUGUGAAGUGCUCUUCAACCGUGGUCUUUGCUACAUCUACCUUGAGCAAAUGAAGUCGGGGAUGAUGGAUUUGGAGUACGCUAUCAAGGAGAAAGUUGUUGAGGAUCACAAUGUGAUCGAUGACGCUAUUCGGGACGAAGCCAAGGGGUACACCGUCUUCUCUAUUCCCGUCGGCGUUGUCUACCGACCGAACGAAGCCAAAGUUCGAAACCUUCAACAAAAAGAUUACCUUGGCAAGGCGCGGCUCGUGGCCGCAUCCGACCGGGGCAACGCAUUCACGGGCUUUUCUGGAACCGAGCUCAAUAAGGGGGUUACCAUCGAAGCAAAGGACGACCGACCCACCGAAGCGCUUUCGUUUGCCGCUAGCAAUCUCGUCAAGCCCGGGCUACAGAGCAGGCGACAGCAGUCCGAACCACCCAAUAGCCGCAACGUGUUCCCACCUACACCACCUCCCGAGAAUGAUAAGCCUGCAGGCAUGAGCCGGGGGCAGUCGGUACGCAACGGGCCGAAACCCCCACCCAGCAGGCUUAACCUCGAAAAGGUACGAUCGAAUGAGCGUUACGAGAAGGCGACUUCUCCCGAUGAUGGACGGCCACGGCCAGCCCGCUCAGCAUCUGCUGCCCCAGCCCGAGGCUUCUCUCAGCGUGACCCCCCGCCAUCUAGGAGGAGGAAGGAGGAGGAGGAAGACGCUUACCCCGAUGAUGUCUAUGACAUGUACAGCGGUGGUAAUGGCGGUGGUGGCGGUUCGCGGAGCAGCAGGUCCCAAAGAGGCGGCGGUGGCCGCACACGGGACCGGUACAUUGAGGAAGAGGAGGAAGACGGCUCUGACUACGACGACGCAUCUUUCGACGAGGGCGAUUUUGAGAUGGUGUCGAGCCGCCGACCCGGCCCUGGUUCCGUCCUCUCUGGUGGCUCAAGGCGCGGGUCCUCCAAGAGGGACACUCUCCGUACAAUCCGUGUCAAGGUCCACGCCGAAGAUGUGCGCUACAUUGUCGUUGGCCCUGCGAUAGAAUUCCGCGAUCUCGUUGAUCGGAUCCAAGAUAAGUUUGGCCUGCGCCGCAGGUUUAAGCUCAAGGUCCGGGACGACGACUCGCCUGAGGACAUGAUCACGAUGGGAGACCAAGAUGACUUGGAUAUGGUCAUGACGACAGUGAAGCAAAUUGCGAGGAAGCAAAGAUCGGAAACAGGGAAGAUGGAGGUCUGGGUUCAAGAAAUAUAA